UAUAAAGGUCCGGCAAAGCUGGAGUGGAAGACAGCAUCGAACAACCCUCUCUACCUCCAUCAUCUCAUCGCAUAACAGCAAUCCCAUCUCCAUGUCUCACGGAAAGCAGUUCACUCUCUACACCCACAAGGGCGGGCCCAACGGGUGGAAGGUCGCGUUCUUCCUGAGCGAGCUCGGCCUGACCUACGAGUCCAUCUACCUCGACUUCGACAAGAAGGAGCAAAAGUCUUCCCCGCACAUCGACCUGAACCCCAACGGGCGCAUUCCCACCAUCAUCGACCACAAGAACGGCGACUUCGUGCUCUGGGAGUCCAACGCCAUCCUAACCUACCUCGCCGACAAGUACGACCCCGAGCACAAGUUCAGCGCCAGCGCUGAGGAGGAUAAGUACAAGCAGCUGCAGUGGCUCUUCUUCCAGUCCUCCGGGCAGGGCCCGUACUUCGGGCAGGCCGCCUGGUUCACGUGGUACCACCCCGAGAAGGUGCCCUCCGCGGUCGAGCGCUACCAGAACGAGAUCAAGCGCGUCCUGGGCGUCCUCGACGGGCAGCUCGCAACGCGGGAGUGGCUCGUCGGGGGCAAGUACUCUAUCGCGGACUUGUCGUUCAUCUCCUGGACAAACGUCGGCGUGAACGCGCUCCUGCAGGACUACGACCUGUCGAAGGAGAACCCGCACGUCGAUGCGUGGCUUAAGAAGAUGCUCGCCCGGCCGGCUAUCCAGAAGGUCUACGCUGAGAAGGACGCGCUCGCCAAGCAGUAG
Molecule: messenger RNA, 757 nt
Organism: Gloeophyllum trabeum ATCC 11539
Lineage: Eukaryota; Fungi; Basidiomycota; Agaricomycetes; Gloeophyllales; Gloeophyllaceae
Product: glutathione S-transferase
Exons: 6
Coding region: 92-757 (221 amino acids)
Source: RefSeq, a predicted model, not a curated record